Molecule: messenger RNA, 4403 nt
Organism: Anolis carolinensis (green anole)
Lineage: Eukaryota; Metazoa; Chordata; Lepidosauria; Squamata; Anolidae
Gene: col6a1
Product: collagen type VI alpha 1 chain
Exons: 35
Coding region: 224-3277 (1017 amino acids)
Source: RefSeq, a predicted model, not a curated record
AAGGAGUCUUCCAGCUCUUGCUACAUCCACAACCUCUUCUCCGCCUUAAUUCCCUUCGCUUCUCCCUUCCCUCUUUGAAAUCUCAGGGACAGAGUAGAAACUAAAUAAAAAUUGCAAACUAGGGGGAACAUUGCCUUUCUUUAAUUUUAAGCCUCCUUCCCACUCCUCCUUUUCCUCUCUGGCCCCCUAAGUCUCAGUAAAUGGUAACGGUAUUCCUUUCAAGAUGAGGUUAGCAUACUUUUUCUUUACUUUGCUACUUCAGGACUGUUUUCUGUUAAGAAGGGUGCUCGCUCAAGGGUCAGAUGUAUCCAGCAACGUGGUAACUUUUCAAGAUUGCCCUGUAGAUCUGUUUUUCGUCCUGGACACGUCUGAGAGUGUUGCCUUAAGAGAAAAGCCUUUUGGGGCACUGGUUGACAAUAUCAAGCAGUUCACCACACAAUUCAUCGAUAAGCUAAAUGAAAGAUAUUAUCGUUGUGACCGGAAUCUCAUGUGGAAUGCUGGAGCCUUACAUUACAGCGAUGAAGUGCAGCUGAUCAGUGGGCUUACCUCCAUGCGCACUGGGCGGUCUGGCUUGAAGGACCAAGUAUCCAAAGUAGUCUCCAUAGGGAAAGGCACUUACACAGAUUGUGCUAUCAAGAGAGGGAUUGAAGAGUUGCUCAUUGGAGGAUCCCAUCACAAGGAAAAUAAAUACAUGAUUGUGGUGACAGAUGGACAUCCCUUGGAAGGUUACAAAGAGCCCUGUGGGGGAUUGGAAGAUGCCGCCAAUGAAGCAAAGCAUCAGGGAAUCAAAGUGUUCUCUGUUGCCAUAUCCCCAAACCAUCUGGAAUCCAGGCUAAGUGUAAUUGCCACAGACCAAGCCUAUCGCCGCAAUUUCACAGCAACUGGACCAAGUUUACGCGCACGUGACAUUGACAACACAAUUGACACAAUCAUUGACAUGAUUACAAAGAACGUGGAGCAUGAGUGCUGUUCAUAUGAAUGCCAGCCUGCUCGAGGCCCUCCAGGACCAGCUGGGGAUCCAGGAUAUGAGGGUGAAAGAGGGAAGCCUGGCCUACCUGGAAUAAAAGGAGAUGCUGGAGAGCCUGGAAAUCAAGGAGACCCAGGGCCUGUUGGUUACCAAGGAAUGAAGGGAGACAAAGGUGAUCGAGGUGACAAGGGCUCAAGAGGUUCCAAAGGAAGCAAGGGAGAAAAGGGCAAGCGUGGCAUUGACGGCAUUGAUGGCAAGAAGGGAGAACAAGGAUUUCAUGGAUUACCAGGGUGCAAAGGAUCCCCAGGAUUUGAUGGCUUACAAGGACCACCUGGAUCAAAAGGAGACCCUGGUCCUUAUGGGCCCAAAGGAGGAAAGGGAGAGCCUGGAGUUGAUGGAAGACCAGGCAGGCGUGGAAAUACUGGAAACCCUGGAGAAAAGGGUCCUCCUGGGUCUCCUGGAGCUCCUGGAAAGAAAGGAGAAAUUGGAGAUGAGGGAAAUCUUGGCCCAGAUGGCACCUCAGGAGAAAAGGGCAGCAAUGGAGAAAGGGGGGCACCAGGUACUCCUGGUAAUCGUGGAACAAGAGGAGGCAAGGGUGAUCCAGGCCCACAGGGUGAGCAAGGCCGUGAAGGACCUUAUGGACCACCUGGAGAACCAGGUGAAGCAGGGCCACCUGGACCUAAAGGGUACAGAGGAGAUGAAGGACCUUCUGGGCCAGAGGGCCCUAAAGGACUGCCCGGGCCACCUGGAUUACCUGGAGACACUGGCCCAAUGGGUGACCGAGGAGAAGAUGGCCCACCAGGAAAUGGCACAGAUGGUUUUCCUGGAGUCCCAGGCUAUCCUGGCAGCAGAGGUGAUCCUGGUGUGAAUGGUACCAAAGGGCAUCCUGGUCCAAAAGGCGAUGAAGGAGAGAUUGGAGAUCCUGGGAGAGAAAGCAAUGCAACUGGGACCGUUGGUAUGAAAGGAGCCAAAGGAUACAGAGGACCAGAAGGCCCUCCAGGACCUCCAGGACCCGUAGGCCCUCCUGGACCAGAUGAAUGUGAAAUUUUAGACAUCAUCAUGAAAAUGUGUUCUUGCUGUGAAUGCAAGUGUGGUCCUGUUGAUGUUCUGUUUGUACUGGACAGUUCAGAGAGUAUUGGCCUGCAGAACUUCAUGAUUGCCAAGGAUUUCAUUAUUAAGGUCAUCGACCGGUUGCUCAGGGAUGAACAUGUGACGUUCACUCCAGGGGAAUCCCAUGUUGGUGUUGUGCAGUACAGCCAUGAUAAAACUCAAGAGCUUGUGGCCUUGGGAGAUGCCAAUAUUGAUAACAUUGGAGCACUCAAGGAGGCUGUGAAAAACUUGCGCUGGAUUGCUGGAGGCACCUAUACUGGGGAGGCUCUUCAGUUCACCAGGGACAAUCUGGCUCAGCGCUUUACUUCUGAAAAAAGAGUGGCCAUCGUCAUCACCGAUGGGAGGUCUGACAUCCUUCGGGACCAAACACCAUUGAGUGCUCUCUGUGGAUUCAAUACCCAGGUGGUUCCCCUGGGCAUUGGGGAUAUUUUCCAAGGUCCUCCAAACCCUGAGCAGUUAUCAACAAUUUCCUGUGGUGGUGUGUCAAUUCAACGAGAAAACUUUGCUGAGCUCCUGGAUGACACUUUCCUACAGAGUGUUGUCUCCGAAGUCUGCAAAGACAAGAAAUGCCCAGACUACACAUGUCCAAUCUCUUUUAGUGGGCCAACAGACAUCACACUCGUUGUGGAUAGUUCUACCAGUGUGGGCAGCCGGAAUUUCAAUACCACCAAGAAGUUUGUGAAACGCCUUGCAGAACGAUUCCUUUCAGCAGCCAAACCUACUGAAGACGCUGUGCGUGUCUCUGUCGUCCAAUACAGUGGAAGAACCCAACAGAAACUGGAAGUUCCAUUUGAGCAGAACUACACAGUGAUUGCUGAUAGUGUUGACAAAAUGCAAUUUAUUAAUGAUGCUACAGAUGUGAAUGCAGCUUUGAACUAUGUGACCAGCCUCUUCCGCCGAUCCUCUCGCUCUGGUGCUAAAAAGAGGAUGCUCAUUUUCUCAGAUGGCAAUUCUCAAGGCAUCACCCAGAGUGCCAUUGAGCGGGCAGUUCAAGAAGCCCGGCAGGCAGGCAUUGAAAUCUAUGUACUGGUGGUCGGCACUCAAGCCAAUGAGCCCAAUGUGCGUGUGCUUGUCACCGGAAAAACUGCUGAGUAUGACGUGGCCUUUGGUGAGCGGCACCUUUUCCGGGUGCCUGACUAUGAGUCACUGCUACGGGGCGUAUUCUACCAAACUGUCUCCAGAAAAAUAUCUGUAGACUGAGGAAAGUGGCGCAUAAAGGAGAAGCAUAUAUAGAUUUUAAAAAUUUUAAAAGUAAAAUACAGAGUUAGCAACCAAUGAAAUCCAGGUUAUUAUUCCAAGCCAUAACCCACCUGCAUCCUUGCUCUCCAGCUGUCUUACAUCCAUCCUUUAUUUUCCAUUCAUUCCUCCCUCUACAGGGAGAAAUUAUAGGUUGACUUAUUCUUGCCCUAAGAUAUUGCUUCCUAAACUGUAACUGAAAAUGUCUGUGUUUUACAUCAUAUUUGAUAAUGGUAAGCUGGGUUGAUAAAGAUGCUUAAAUACUUUAUCCUGUUAUUUUGAGAUACUAAGAAUCUUAGGAUCUUCUUUCAAGAAUAAAAUGAUCUCUUGUAUCACUGCCAAAAUUACUAUUUUUUUAACUUGCUUUUAAAAAAAUGUAAUCAGAAAGAUUUUAAGUAUUGAUUACUUUUCAGGCUACUUGGCUCUUGAAAAGUUACACUGACCCCAGAAAAAUACAAGGGGCAUUUCAUGGCAUAUCAUGAAAGCAGUUGUUGGAUAUUUCUGUAAUUAUGAGCUUCAGGUGUGCCGCCCAGUGAAAAGAUUAUUUUGCUGGAUUAAUGCCAACAACAUGAAAUAGAAUUUCUGUAUGAAAGACAGAAUCAUGCAAUAGUUAUUCUUACAUGGUGAAAUUGAGUCCAACAGAGAUAUCUUCUAGUUUGCAUUCCUAUCUAAACCAUUUUUGAACAUAAUUCUAGACCUUGCCUUGGGGACUCUUGCCUUCCAAAUGCCCCCCUACCCCAAAUUUGAGUGAUAUAGUUAAUGCUGGUGCUAAUAAUCCCUGGCCAUCUUCCCCUUCUUCAGCCAACAACCUCAAGUUUACAUUGUUGGUAUGUUUGCACACUUAUACCUGGAAGAUAUAUCAAAAUGAGGUGAGGUAGAUUGUACAAGGUUAAUUCAGUAUUUUCAAUGGUGCUAUCACUAUGAAUCCACUGUGCUUUUAAAAGAAAAACAGCAAAUUGUUGACGAUUGAGUCUUUUAUCAUUUUGUAAUCAAUAUUCCACUUUAGCACUUCAUUUUAUUUUAUUCCCGUGUUUUACUGGCAGAUGUUCACUUUGAGAUUUGUUUGAAUAAAUCGUUUCCCACAGUUUUA